Molecule: messenger RNA, 1878 nt
Organism: Penicillium digitatum Pd1
Lineage: Eukaryota; Fungi; Ascomycota; Eurotiomycetes; Eurotiales; Aspergillaceae
Gene: rpdA
Product: histone deacetylase RPD3
Biological process (GO): negative regulation of transcription by RNA polymerase II
Cellular component (GO): Rpd3L-Expanded complex; nucleus
Molecular function (GO): histone deacetylase activity
Source: RefSeq, a predicted model, not a curated record
AUGGCUUUGGAACCUAUCUCUGAUAGACUUCUUGGGUCUAAAAAUAAGAAAGUCGCAUACUUCUACGACUCCGAUGUGGGCAACUAUGCCUAUGUCUCGGGCCACCCGAUGAAGCCUCAUCGCAUACGCAUGACACACAGCUUGGUGAUGAACUAUGGCCUCUAUAAGAAAAUGGAGAUCUACCGUGCGAAACCUGCCUCAAAGUACGAGAUGACCCAGUUCCACACCGACGAAUAUAUCGACUUCCUGUCCAAGGUCACACCCGACAACAUGGAUCACUUCUCAAAGGAGCAGAGCCGGUACAACGUUGGAGACGAUUGCCCCGUGUUUGACGGUCUCUUCGAGUUCUGCGGAAUCAGCGCUGGUGGCAGCAUGGAAGGCGCUGCGCGACUGAACCGCAACAAAUGCGAUAUUGCCGUCAACUGGGCUGGUGGUCUUCACCACGCCAAGAAGAGCGAAGCAAGUGGCUUCUGCUAUGUCAAUGAUAUCGUUCUUGGAAUUCUGGAGCUUCUGCGCUUCAAACAACGAGUCCUUUACGUUGAUAUUGAUGUUCACCACGGCGAUGGUGUCGAAGAGGCUUUCUACACUACUGAUCGCGUCAUGACCUGUUCUUUCCACAAAUACGGCGAGUACUUCCCUGGUACCGGUGAGCUUCGCGACAUCGGUGUUGGGCAAGGCAAAAACUACGCAGUGAACUUUCCUCUCCGGGAUGGCAUCACUGAUGUCACAUACAAAAGCAUCUUCGAGCCCGUUAUUAAGAGCGUGAUGGAGUGGUACCGCCCCGAGGCCGUGGUCCUUCAGUGCGGUGGAGACAGUUUGUCCGGUGAUCGCUUGGGCUGCUUCAACCUGAGCAUGCGAGGACAUGCCAACUGUGUUAACUUCGUUAAGAGCUUUGAUCUGCCAACCUUGGUUCUUGGCGGUGGUGGCUACACCAUGCGCAACGUUGCACGGACAUGGGCUUAUGAGACCGGUAUCCUUGUUGGAGAGCCCCUGGGAUCAGAGCUGCCAUACAAUGACUACUAUGAGUACUUCGCUCCUGAUUAUCAGCUUGAUGUUCGCCCCUCCAACAUGGACAACGCCAACACCAGAGAAUACCUGGACAAGAUUCGCAACCAAGUUGUUGAAAACCUCAAGCGCACGGCAUUUGCUCCUUCGGUCCAAAUGACGGAUGUGCCGCGAAACCCCAUCUUGGAUGGCAUGGACGACGAGGCUGACGACGUUAUGGACGACCUCGAUGAGGAUGAGAACAAAGACAAGCGGUUCACACAACGACGAUUCGACCAACGCACCGAAAAGGCUGGCGAGCUUAGUGACAGCGAGGAUGAAGCCGAGAACGCCGCCAACGGCGUUCGUCGCCAACCAGGCGCCACGCGCCGCCGCAACCAAGUCAACUACCGAAACCUCGAGCCGGACUCUGGGCUGGAUAGUGGCAUGGCAACCCCGCAAGAUGGCUCAUCAGCGGCUGAUGGAGAAAUGGAUUUUGCCAUUGAUUCUAAGAUGACCGAUGCCCCACGCACUGAACCCGAGGCUCCUGAUGCUGAUCACACGGCUAUCGAAAGUGAGGAACAGGAAGCCUCUACUGCCUCUCAACACCAGUCUCCUCCCACUCAUGAUGAAGAUAUUACGAUGGAGGAUGCUGCUGUCGCUGAACCUAUUGCCUUGGAACAGGCUUCGACUCAAGCGUCAAUCGCCGAGGAUAAACAUCCGGUCGAGGGCUCCACCGCCUCCCCUGUGCGGGCCCAUUCCCCUCCGAAAGAGGCUGCCGGUCAUACCAUCGAGAAGAUUGUCAAAGCCUCUGCUCUUACUGCAGACAACGAGGCCACGGCAACCAAGGAAGAGAACCUGGAACACAUGUCAGAACCCAAGAAAGAGGAGUAA